AAAUCAGUCCAGCUCUCAACAACUUACAGCAAACCCUGAAGACUCUGUCAGUUCAGAAAGAGCUGCUAGACUCCAACCUCACUGCUGUGCGUGAUGACCUGCGUGGGAUACAGAGAGGUGACAUCGAUGGUGUGAUCAGUGGUGCAAGGAACAUGGUCAAGAAGGCCAAUGACAUCACAAGUGGGGUUCUGGAUGGGCUGAACCCCAUUCAGACCGAUCUGGGAAGAAUUAAGGACAGCUAUGGUAGCACACGGCGAGAGGACUUCAACAAGGCUCUGACAGAUGCCAAUAACUCAG
Molecule: messenger RNA, 297 nt
Organism: Nannospalax galili (Upper Galilee mountains blind mole rat)
Lineage: Eukaryota; Metazoa; Chordata; Mammalia; Rodentia; Spalacidae
Product: laminin subunit alpha-3-like
Exons: 2
Source: RefSeq, a predicted model, not a curated record